AUGUCUGGUGGUAAAGGUAAAGCCGGUUCUUCUGAAAAAGCUUCAACUUCAAGAUCCGCUAAGGCUGGGUUAACUUUCCCAGUCGGUAGAGUUCAUAGAUUAUUAAGAAAAGGUAACUACGCUCAAAGAGUUGGGUCUGGUGCUCCAGUUUACUUAACUUCUGUUUUAGAAUAUUUAGCAGCUGAAAUUUUAGAAUUAGCUGGUAACGCUGCUAGAGAUAACAAGAAAUCUAGAAUUAUCCCAAGACAUUUACAAUUGGCUAUCAGAAAUGAUGAAGAAUUGAACAAGUUAUUAGGUCAUGUUACAAUUGCACAAGGUGGUGUUUUACCAAAUAUUCAUCAAAACUUAUUACCAAAAAAAUCAGCCAAAGGUAAAGCUUCUCAAGAAUUAUAA
This is a messenger RNA of Debaryomyces hansenii CBS767, 393 nucleotides long. RefSeq names its product Hta1p (gene HTA1). The transcript has a single exon. NCBI's taxonomy places the organism in Eukaryota, Fungi, Ascomycota, Pichiomycetes, Serinales, Debaryomycetaceae. Gene Ontology annotation, cellular component: nucleosome. The coding region runs from base 1 to 393 and encodes 130 amino acids. Gene Ontology annotation, molecular function: DNA binding; protein heterodimerization activity; structural constituent of chromatin. The record is from RefSeq and is a predicted model, not a curated record.